Molecule: messenger RNA, 1086 nt
Organism: Trichophyton rubrum CBS 118892
Lineage: Eukaryota; Fungi; Ascomycota; Eurotiomycetes; Onygenales; Arthrodermataceae
Exons: 1
Coding region: 1-1086 (361 amino acids)
Source: RefSeq, a predicted model, not a curated record
AUGAGUCAAAUCAAUUUAACCAAUAUCUCGCUUGAGAUCCGGGAUCUCAUCAUCGAGCUCGUCAUAACCACCAGGGUCUCAGUACCCAGAAGGCCGGCUCAAAUGCUAGGGCGUUUGAAAUCGGUCAAUCCGGAUAUUAACCCUCUAUCCAACGAAGGGUAUAUCGCGAACUCCCUCUCUCUCCUCCUCGUCAACCGGCAACUCCACGCUGAAACCAAGGCAGCAAUUGGCAGGUUUCUCAAAGGAGCCAAAGAGGAGACGGAAGCAGGCAAAAAGCGCCGAAACUUGACCUACACCUAUGAUAUAAUGCUUGUUGACGACUCCUACGUGUGGCCAUCCCAUAUCUGCGUACCGGCUCUAUCUUCACGAGUCGACAAUGCGGUUGUGACAAUUCAGGCCUUUGGAACCUGUCCAGUUACCAAAACAAGCUUGAGCGGCGUGAAUGCGUUCAGGAGUGACAUGGGCCCAUCAGAAGUACAAUGGGCCUUCUACCGCCCUCUAGUGAAUCUCCUCAGAGACGGCCCUGGCACAGAGAUGUGGACAAGCAAGAAGCCCACUCAACGCCCUGUCAUUGAAGCGUUGUCCCAACCAGGCGGCAGUAACAGAGGAAUCACCGUGGGUACUCUAAUACUGGACUUUCAAAAAUCCGUAGAUAACACCAUCACCGAUUAUAUUUUCUUUAAAUGGGCCGCUAAUCAGGAGGGUGGUCUUUUUCAACCAUGGAAAGAGUGCCGAGGCAUGCCGUCUCAAAUAGAUGGGUGGGAGGACGUCCAUCGAAUAGUCAUUCGGCCCGAAUGGUUGGUGAGUUACCUAACUAUGCGGCUUUCAUUUAUGCUGGGCAUGAGUUAUCAUACUUCGCAGUAUAGCUCGGUUUUAUUCGAAAGAAUUGGAAAGAUAGAAAUCCGAUUGGACGGGGCCAAUGUCAGAGUGAUACACAUUGCGGAGAAGCUGGAAAGACUGAAUUUCAAUCAUCCACGGGACACAUUUGGACAUCUCCCUUCUGAGGAGCGGAUAGCUGCGUUUCAGAAAUGGAAGAAGGAAGUCAUCCAGCUACGAAAGGACCGUGGUUUGCCGGUUGUGGAAUAA